CGCGGCGGCGGAAGGGGCGGGCGGCGGCGGCGGCAGCAGCAGCGUGGUACCGCCAUGGGCCACAAGAAGAAGAAGAAGGGCCCGGGCGGCCGUGAGGGGCGGUUGGUGCUGAAUUUCGACGAGGAGAGGCGGAGGGAGUACCUGACCGGCUUCCACAAGCGGAAGGUGGAGCGGAGGAAAGCGGCACUGGAGGAGAUCAAACGGAAGCUAAAGGAGGAGCAGAGAAAGAUGAAGGAGGAGCGGCACCAGGAGUACCUGAAGAUGCUGAGCGAGAGGGAGGAGGCGCUCGAUGAGGCUGAUGAACUGGAGCACUUGGUGACAUCUCGGACAGAGUCUGUGAACAUCGACCACCCAAACCACAUCGUAACAGUGACCACCAUCAGUGACCUCGACCUCUCAGGGGCACGCCAGCUGGGACUGACCACCCCUGUGGGAAAAAGUGAUGGAUCAGAAGAAGAGAAAGAGAAAGGGGAAGAGGUGGCGAACAAGCCUGUAAGAGCAAUGCCUAAGAAGUCCAGAAACCCCUUCCUAUCUGACAAAAUCUCUGCUCUUACUGCCACGCUGCACAUGCACAGCCGGAAAAAGACGAAAGGAAAGAGAUCCCAACGUGGGCAAGGUCCACGGAAGAAAAUCCAGAAGUCCGGCACAGGACGAACCACCAAGACUCAGCGACGGAGACUGACGGGCAAAAUGGGCCGUGACCAAGACUAACAGAGAAACUAAUGUUCAAACCACCAGCUAGGACAGUGCUCCACAUCUGGCCUGCUGCUCUUUGGGGCGCUGUUGUUGUGGGCAAGCAGCUUGUUUACUUGGUGCUCUGACCAGCAGUGAGCCCAGUUCAGCCUUUCUUUAGCCUCCGGAGCACUGGCCAGGGUGACUAGACACUCUUCCGAUUUAUUUCUGCAUUGAUCUCCAGCUAAGUGUCUGAGUGCCGCAGAGUCUCUUGAAAACUUCUGCUGAUGGUCACAUCUGCUAUUUGGUGUAACCCUUCUGUCGUUGGGCCUCCCCUUUCAGAGCUGAUAUUUGGCUUUGUCAAAGAAAAGGAUCUAGGGCAGAGUGCAACAGGCACAUCAUCACCAGGGCAAUUUGAGAGACUUGGAAGAGCUUUGCUUCCACUCCUGCAUCAGUGCUCUGGCAUUUCUGCUGUGCAGUAAAUCCUUUUUCCAUGGAGACAUGGUGUCAUCUUGUCUCAAGCGUUUCUUCACCAGUGCCGCACCAGAAUGCAGGGGUGCUUUUUGUUUUGUACCUGUGCCAGGUGAAGUUGGGUAACUUUUUGAAUAAAUCUGAAGUCGUUUUGCUAAGAAAAAAA
Molecule: messenger RNA, 1309 nt
Organism: Chiroxiphia lanceolata (lance-tailed manakin)
Lineage: Eukaryota; Metazoa; Chordata; Aves; Passeriformes; Pipridae
Gene: NOL12
Product: nucleolar protein 12
Exons: 6
Coding region: 55-711 (218 amino acids)
Cellular component (GO): nucleolus
Molecular function (GO): RNA binding
Source: RefSeq, a predicted model, not a curated record